AUGUCCUUUUCUCUCGGCGACAACAAUGCAAACCCUGCGAUUCAUUAUUCGUGCCCACUCAAGGAGUGGAAGUGGCCUUAUAUCAGCUGCUCAACUGUCUACUUGAAUGAUUGCUACGUGAAUGACAAAGGCGUCCUUCGUGCCAGGGCAAGGGGAGCAUUUGGUAGAAGCUGCAAAGAUUGUUCCUAUGACGCGAAUACCGGCAAUCUCAAGUGUUCGUGUGGCGAUGGAAAUGGAGGCACAAAGGAUACCUCAGUGAACGUUGGUAUGUGGGCUUCGCUUUUUCUUUUAUUGACUUCCCAGUGCUUCAAUAUUCUCCCUUCCUGGUAA
Colletotrichum truncatum is the source of this 330-nucleotide messenger RNA. RefSeq lists its product as uncharacterized. The record is from RefSeq and is a predicted model, not a curated record. Lineage: Eukaryota; Fungi; Ascomycota; Sordariomycetes; Glomerellales; Glomerellaceae.